Molecule: messenger RNA, 10461 nt
Organism: Melozone crissalis (California towhee)
Lineage: Eukaryota; Metazoa; Chordata; Aves; Passeriformes; Passerellidae
Gene: TTBK1
Product: tau tubulin kinase 1
Exons: 16
Coding region: 244-4248 (1334 amino acids)
Biological process (GO): signal transduction; peptidyl-tyrosine phosphorylation; peptidyl-serine phosphorylation
Cellular component (GO): nucleus; cytoplasm
Molecular function (GO): ATP binding; protein serine/threonine kinase activity
Source: RefSeq, a predicted model, not a curated record
AAGGGCGUGGGGCAUGCGCUGCCUGCGCCGGCCGCAGCGGGAGGCGCCGGCGGCGGCGGGGCCAGUUACUCCUUAAUGGCCAUAAACCGUUCAAAGAUGAAAAAUAGCCCCAGCAUCUUGCAACCUCACCUUUAGAUGUUUUGAUUGUUACAGAAGUGAAAUGCUGUGAACAUCAAGUCCAGAAUUUCUCAGAUAAAUGGCUCAUUUAAACUGGGAGCUACUGAAAUACUCUCUGGCUGGCAAAUGCAGUGCCUAGCAGCAGUCAUCAAGGACGAACCAAACAUGAGUGGUGGAGGGGAGCAGGUCGACAUUCUCCCGACCAACUACGUGGUCAAAGAUCGCUGGAAAGUGCUGAAGAAGAUCGGUGGAGGUGGCUUUGGGGAGAUCUACGAGGCAAUGGAUUUGCUGACCCGUGAGAAUGUGGCCUUGAAGGUGGAAUCAGCUCAGCAGCCCAAGCAGGUUCUCAAGAUGGAAGUGGCUGUCCUGAAAAAGCUGCAAGGGAAGGAUCAUGUUUGCAGAUUUAUUGGCUGUGGAAGAAAUGAAAAGUUCAAUUAUGUGGUCAUGCAGCUUCAGGGCAGAAAUCUUGCAGAUCUCAGAAGGAGUCAGCCUCGGGGGACUUUCACACUGAGCACAACGCUGCGACUGGGCAAACAGAUUCUGGAGUCAAUAGAAGCCAUUCACUCUGUGGGGUUCCUGCAUCGGGACAUCAAGCCUUCCAACUUUGCCAUGGGCCGGUUACCUUCAACGUACAGGAAGUGCUACAUGUUAGACUUUGGGCUGGCCCGCCAGUACACCAACACCACUGGGGAAGUUCGACCACCUCGCAACGUUGCCGGUUUCCGAGGAACCGUCCGCUAUGCCUCCGUGAAUGCACACAAAAACAGGGAGAUGGGCAGACACGAUGAUCUGUGGUCCCUCUUUUACAUGUUGGUGGAGUUUGCUGUUGGUCAGCUUCCAUGGAGAAAGAUCAAAGACAAGGAGCAGGUUGGCAUGAUAAAAGAAAAGUACGAACACCGAAUGCUGCUAAAACACAUGCCUUCAGAGUUCCACCUUUUCCUGGAUCACAUUGCAAGCCUAGACUACUUCACCAAGCCAGACUAUCAGUUAAUCAUGUCGGUUUUCGAGAACAGCAUGAAGGAAAGGGGCAUCACUGAGAAUGAAGCCUUUGACUGGGAGAAGGCUGGUACAGACAUCUUGUUGUCCACUAGCACCUCAACUCCACCACAGCAGAACACCAGGCAAACAGCAGCCAUGUUUGGUGUGGUUAAUGUCACUCCGGUGCCCGGGGACCUGCUCCGUGAGAACACCGAGGAUGUCCUGCAGGGGGAACAUUUGAGUGACCAAGAGAACGCUCCUCCCAUCCUGUCAGGCCGGCCCGUGGAAGGCCUUGGGCAGGCUCCGAACACGGCUUUCAACGAGGGGGAAGUUUGGGAGGAGACAGAUGUGAAUCGCAACAAACUCAGGAUCAGCAUCAGCAAAACUCAGUGCAUGGUGGAAGAGGAGCAGAGAAACGGGGUGUGCCCCAGUUCCCCUGUCCGAGUGCCUCCGGAGUCACCGACCGCACAAGUGCGCUCCCUCCGCUACCGCCGCGUCAACAGCCCCGAGUCAGAGCGGCUCUCCACAGCUGAUGGAAAAGCAGAUCCACAUGAAAGAAGGUCUCGAAUGGACAUCCCUGGCUCUCCGUCCCGGCUCGUGUGCUCCUCGCAGCCGGCCCAGAUGCUGUCCAUCGACACGGGCCAGGCUGACCGGCAGGCCAGCGGCAGGAUGGACGUGUCGGCCUCUGUGGAGCACGAGGCCCUCAGCAACGCCUUCCGCUCGGUGCCGCUGGCGGAGGAGGAGGACUUUGACAGCAAGGAGUGGGUUAUCAUUGAUAAGGAGACAGAGCUGAAGGACUUCCACCCCGGCGCUGAGCCGAGCACCUCUGGAACCACGGAUGAGGAGCCCGAGGAACUGAGGCCUAUUGAAGAUGGGGAAGAGAGAAGGCGCCUGGGGGCGGAUGCUGCAGUGAGGCCGAAGACUCACGAUGGGCGAAGUCGGGGUAUGCUGCCUGUGACUGAGGAGGACAGUUCCCAUAGACAUGAAGGACCUUCUCAAACAGUGUCUGACAGUAGACAUGAACAGCAGACAGGAAGUCCAGCCCACUCCCCCUUACAUUCAGCACCAGCCCUCCGACAAAGGAGACGAGAAUCUGAACCUACUGGUCCUCAGAGACAGGCAUACAUGCUGAAGUCAUUUGAAAUAAAUGGCCUGCCCAAGGCGGUCCCUUUAAGUUUGCCUUACCAAGACUUCAGAAAAGAUAUGUGCAACUACUGGGAAAAGCCUAAGUUAUCCCAGCGGAUAAAGAAAGUUGAUUUUUCAAAUAUUGUCUUGACUGCUCCUUGCAAACCUCUGGAACCUUAUCUGGAAAUGAAUGGAAAAGAGGAGGAGGAGGAGGAGGAAGAAGAGGAGGAAGACUAUGAGGAGGAGGAAGAUGAGCAGGAUGAGGGGGAGGAGGAGGAGGAGGGCAAUGAGAUUGACAUGCACAGUGAUUCCAGCAGCGACCUGAGUCAGAAGAGCACGGAGCGCAGCCAGGAGUGCGCGCCGUCCACGCUCCUGGCUGAUGACCAGAAGGGCUCCAAGGGUCGGGCAUCCACCGCUGAUGGGGACCUGGAGCUGGAGGAAGGCUCAAAAACAUUAGUGCUGUUUUCACCAGGUGAUCUGAAGAAGUCUCCAGUGGCUGCAGAGUUACCUCCAGAAGUCGAUCUGGGCACUCUUGCUGCACUGACACCUCAGAGUGAGCGGCCGCAGCCCAUGGGGAGCCAGCUGGAUGUGUCUGAGCCAGGGACCCUGUCCUCAGUCCUCAAAUCAGAACCAAAGCCCCCCGUGGCAGUGGCUACAGCCUCCUCCCCGUUCACCAAAGUGGAGCGCACGUUUGUUCACAUCGCUGAGAAGACCCACCUGAACGUGAUGUCCUCCAGUGGGCAGCUGAUGCGGCACGAGGAGCACGGCCCCCUGGGGCAGUUUGAGGAGGUCAUCAUCGAGGAGGAGCUGGAGGACAACCUGGUGCUGGUGGAGAACGGCAGCAUUCACUCCGGGCUGGAAGGGGCAGAGACAGAGAGCUGCGUGCUGUCGGCCAACCAUGUGGAAACCACCUCAGAGACCGUGGGGGAGCAGCCGGCCCUUCCCAACGGCGUGCCAAAGCUUCCCGAGGAAAAGCCAGAGCCCUCUGGCAAAGCGGUGCUCUCACUGGACUUGGAAGAGCCUGCCAAGGUGGCUACAAGGGAGCCUGGCCUGGAGAAGGCAGCACCAGUGACAGAGCACCUGAAGCGAGCAGAGACCAUCCUGGAGACGCCACAGCCGGGCCCCAGGAGGCCGCAGGGCUCGCGGUACAGGAGCCGGAUACCCAUUUUGUUCUCUGAGGAGGACACUGGCUCAGACCUUUCAACUUCACUCUCAGCCAAAGAAAGGCUUUAUAAGAGGGCAAAGCAACCCGACCUGGCUCGCCUGGUGAUGGAGAAGAGGCAGAGCCGCCUCCUGCGGCUGGCCUCAGGGGCCUCCUCCUCGGCCUCCUCCAGCGACGAGCGGCGCCGGGCCUCUGAAACCCUGUCAGCCACCGGCUCCGAGGAGGACACCCACGACUCCGAUGACUCCAUCCCACGGAAGGGAGAGAGGAAGGCUGCGCUGCUGGGGAGGGAAGAGAGAGCCAUAAGCACAAGGAGCAGAAUUCCUCGUCCCAUCGUGCCGGUGAAAACGCCGCUGGAGGUGGCGAGGCCGGAGAGCUCCAUGGCUGCUACAGUGGCAGGGCUGGGCAGCUCCCCACAGGAUGCAGCCGCUGCCUGCAGGCUUCAGACACAGAGACCAGCUGGAAGUGUCCCGUCCGAGGGCCGAACAACCCAGGUACAAAGCCGGCUUCCUUCGUCACCGAGCUCCAGCUCCCUUCCUGCACGGAGCAGCUCGCAGAGGCCCAGUGGUGCAUCCCCCCGGAGCCCCGUCCUUCCUUCCAGGAACCCCAGUACAUCCCCCAGAAGCCAGCUGCUGCCUCGGAGGGAAAGUCCUUCUCCCUGCCGGCAGCACAAACCAGGGACUGCUCCUCAGCGCGUUCCUCCUUCCCCCCGACCUCAGCCCUCAGCUCAGGCCCCGGCGCCUACAGGAGAUUCCCUGUCGUCUCCUGGCGUGGCCAAAAAACGACAAAGAGGAAAAACCCAGACUCAAAGUCCAGCAACCAAAGGAAAGCAGGUGUCCCUGGAAAGUAAGGCAGCUGCCAGAUAAUGACCUUCCUCUGCGAGCCCAGCAGACUGGGUAACUUCUGCAUAUAGUAUACACUUGAGAUGCUGCAGCACAGCCUUCCAUGCUGGACCCACGAGUGUAUAGCAGUAGCUGUACUUGAAUGCUUCACUCACUCUCACCCCACACUGCAAUCAGCUCCCAGGGGCCUGGCAGCCUCUGAGCCACGGAGCCUUUCCAAGGGAGACCCCCCAGCUCGCAGCUUGCUAACGCACAGCACCCAGCCUGCCCAGUGCCUGACCUGCCUCCCUCCCCAGGGAUCCUCCUCCAUGUUAGCAAUACCAGUCCUCAACACUGAGUCCAGCUGUGGAAGGAGGAGCAGAGGUGACAAGAGCAAGGCCUGCUAAAAGAGGAAGGCUCCCGUCCUUCAGGCAGCUCCUUCCUUUCUCCUUGCUGGGGAAACACCAGCCUUGGUCUCUGCCAUCUCCCUGAGUGCUGGCUCGCCUCCCACCACCUGUGUUAGCAAGGGAUUGCCACUAGCUUAUUCAAGAGGGUUGGAUGCAUCCUUGUGUGCUGAGAUUAGAGGAGGGGUAAGGAGGGGAGGGCUCUACUCACCUUUCCAGAGGUGCCUCUACAGUUGGGAACUGGGAGACAGGCAGGUCUUGCUGGAUGCUCCCGCCUGCCCCAGUGUGUCCCACAGAGGAGGCUGUCUGGCAUUGCUUCUCAGACACUGCUGCUGUUUCAGCACAUGCCUGUGUGGUGGGUGCUUAGGUGGAAGUAGGGAUGUGUUGGCAGCUUGCUGGGAAAUCAGAGCUCUUGCUAAUUAAUGUAGAAGGGAGCACUCUGCAGCCACAUCUGUCACAAAUACCAAACUGUGAUCUGUGGACAUCACAUCCCCCAGCAAGGGUGGUUCCUCUCAGCCUGGGCGUGGUUGGUGCCACACAGACCUGCAGUGCACCGAACACAGCUCCAUUGUGAGGAUGUGGAUAGUCACUGGAUGCCUUUAGCCUGGGUGCCCCCUGCACCUGAAUUCCUUGUGGUUUGUUGUCACGCUCGUGGUGUUUGUGAAUUUUGGCACUGUGGUUGAAAGUUCCCCUACACGGCAGGGUGGGAAAUUAUUAUCCUGUAGUGUACCCAAAACCUGCUGCUUUGCAAUGAGAGGUUUGCUGGCAUGCCAUGGCCAUGUGCAUUUCCAUCUGAGGGGACAGUGGGCUGAGGGGCAGAGGUGGGGUUUGGAUCUUUUCCUUGGUGCUCACCUCUGCCAUGCAUUGAGGAUGAACAAUGUAAAAGCAAGGGCUAUGCUCUUCAAGUAAUAUUAUCUGAGCAUCAGCUAACGCUCAGCUAGAGCUAAAUCAACCAACUGUUUAGCCCCCAGACUAAUUAGGAAGGCUUGAAAGUGAAAGCAAGGAGGGCUGGUUCCUGUCUGAUCUUGAUGAGAUCUUGAAGUAGAUAAAAUUCUCCCCACACCUCACAGAAGAAAACACUCCAGACCCAAAUGCUUUGUGCUUCACACCAUUGUCAUGCCUAAAAGAGGCACUGCAUGAGACAGAACAAAAAUACAGCUGCUCUGUACACCUAUUCCUGCAGUUGCAACUACCUGCAAAUUUACUGUUUGCAGACAACAAAGCUUGACAGAGAAAUCUGAACAGUAAUGACUGUGAUUCAUUUGAACAUGAAUUGAAACAGUCACACACUGAUGGCCAGCAAGUUCAAGGAAUCCUGAAGCUGCUCAUAUCUCCUGGAAAGGAGUAUGAGAGCUGUGACAGGGUGUCAGGGAGAAACUCCUGGCACACCUGAACAGGGAAAUGUGUAGAAACAGGAGACAGGAAUUACCCCUUCAUGUGACAGUCUCAGUGUUGCCAGCACUAAGAAUUCAUUUCACCCUGCUCAAAAUGUUUUCCAUUGAUUUCCAAACAUGCCCUCAUCUUUGUAGAGCAGCACUGGAAGCUCAGAGGAGCUCAGGCUGUGGUCUGAUGGACUGAGCUGAUGUUGCCAUCAAAAGCAACAUCCCUCCAAGUUCCAGCUGUUUAGUUGCACAGUUCCACCACAUUUACAGUGCAGCAGCUAUUUGAUAAAUGGCUGGAAAGGCUGAUCCAGCACAACACAACCUGCUCUGAUUCCCCAGUUUAUUUUUCAUCUGGUUCAUUUCAUCACUCUGGUUCACCAUUUGGCCCCACAACAGAAGAAGGACACACAGAGACUGUGACCACUUCUUCUAGUGACACUAAAACUUUCUCUGAGUUUGAAGUGUGGGUCAGAAUAGAACCUAAGUAUGCACUGCAGGUUUAGAAACUAGAAAACAGAAUAAACUCAAAGACAGAUUCUUUCCAGAAAUAUAAAUCAUAAUGGGACUCCUAUUAAUUUAUUGAAGGUCUAUUAAUUUUAGAGUGCUCAGAUGGUAAGACUUGGUUGUGUAGCUUUUACCAGUUGGUCCAUCCAUGUCUUAAUGCACAUGCCAAAAAUGACAUUGAAAGAGCUUGGAAAGAGAACUACAGGAUUAUUAACAGGGUUAGCAAACCCGCCUCAUCAUGGGAAGCCAAUAAAGCACAAUCAGCGUAUUUGUUCAGGAAAAAGCUUAAGGGACAAUUUUUGUGGCCCAAUGUCAGAAAGGAAGCUCCAGGGCAGACACAAGGCUGGGUUGGACAGGGCAUCCUGGUCUAGUGGAAGGUGUCCUUGCUCAUAGCAAGGGGCUGAAACUGGAUGAUCUUUAAGGUCCCUUCCAACCCAAACCAUUCUAUGGUUCUGUGGUUCUGUGGGCUUCCUCUGGCACAUGAAAGCAGGGAAGUCAGAAGAGCCAAGAACAGCAGACAAAGAAAUUGAGCAGGCUUUUAAUUGUGAAGCAACCAUCCAGUGAAGUCUUUCACAGACUAUGGGGACUUCUUAAAUAAAAGGUUUCUGUGAAACUGAGCUGUCUUCUAAGAGGUCUAUCUACCAUGACCCCACCACAAGAAGCAGGCAGGAUUCUGGUGGCACCAAGGUAUCAUCAUCUCCCUCUGUGGUGCAGCAGAUUCCUGGUCCCACCAGGACACAUGCCAAAGCUGGGAUAUACUGGAGAGCCACCUGGCAGGUCCCACAGGUUUUCAGAAAGCGCAGCUGGACAUCAGGAACAGGUCUAUGCUGAACUGAGCAGGAGUAAUAGAUGUGAAUGGCUCCAAACCCACUGGUUUAUUAUGCUUUUUUGCCCCUGAAAUUUUUGCUCAGACAAUUUUUUUAAUAAUAUUUUUUCUUUGGUUCUAAUCUGGUUGCAAGAAAAUUAAAAAUAUAAGUAAAUACAUAAUCCAUGUUACAGAAAUUAAAGAAAAGUUUACAUUGAAAGGAACCCUUGGAAAUCACCUUGUCCAAUUUUCUAUUGAAAAUGAGACCCUGGAUUAGAUUAUGUAGGGCUGUGUCAAGAUGAGCCUUCAGUGUCUCCAGCAAGGAAGAUUCCACCACUUCCAUGAUUUAGUGAAUCAAAGAAUGGUUGAGGCAAGAUGGGACUUCUGGAGGUCAUCAGCAAAGCUGUUCACAGUGUUGUCUGACAGGGCUGGGCUGAAGGUGCAGCUGGGUCUGUAGAGAUCUGAGACCAGCAUGGGUCAUCUCUCCUCGUGGUUGUGCUGCCAGACUCCUGCACAGCCCUGCUUCCCAGCUGUCCCUGGCAUGAAGGGCAGCAGGAAAGUGCAUGGUGUGCCCCAGGCCACGUCCUCCUGAAUGGGGGUGCUCCCAUCUAGGGGAGCAGCACACACAGAAUUUCCUCUGGGUCCUCUCUUCUCCUGCUGCCCUGUGGGAAAGUUGGAAGGGCACCCACCAAAGCUGGAGCAAACAGAGGAGAACAUGUCUGGGGGCAGGAAGGGAUGAGGCCUGUGAUGUUAGGGAGAGGUCAGGUGGCUGAGGAAUGCCAGAGGAUCUAGUGUGGCCUCACAGGCCAUGGUGGGCUGCCCCAUCCCGGACAGGUGGGAGAGGCAACGCCCUGUUGCUCUCUGCUGUGAGUCUGGUGCAAGCUCUGCCAAGCUCGAGGGCACAGGGGGCUGCUCCAGCACUGCUGGGCUGUGUGGCUGUGUCCUUGCAGGUGAUUUUGCCCAUGUGUGUGUUUUGGGGGAACUCCUGGGACAGGCCAGCACUGUUCCUUUAUCAGUGUGAGUAGGGAGAGACACGUCUUGCUUAUCUGUGUUGGGACCACAAGAGUCUUUGGGGCUGCCCUGAGCCCUCACUCUGCAGGGCCUUGCCCACAGCUGAGAUCCCCCUGGCUGCUGAGAAGGAGCCAGUGGCUGCUGCCUGGCCAGGAGCUGCCUGCAAGGAAGCAUGGAUACAGGGGGAUGUGCCAGUGGGGAAUCUGAAAGGCAGCUCUCAGCACUAACCAGUGUGGCAAUGGAUUGUAUGAGCAGAGGGAGGAAAGGACAGAUGGCACCAGACAGACUGAUACUGUGGAGAGGCUCAAACACACGGAUGGAUGGAGCUGCUUAUCUGAUUUGUCUGGUUAGCAGCACAGGCACUUCUGUUUGCCUUGGUGCAAAAGGUGUUUUGGUAGCAAAUAUCUCUGUUGUUGUGCUUGGAAGCAGUGAGAGGCAGGAGACUUUGCUUGCCCUUUUUUAAGUAAAGAAUAUUAUAAUAUAUAUAUAUAUAUAUAUUAUUACAACAAUAUAAGUAGUGACCAUUAUAUAUAGUGACUAAAGGUUUAAAAGGGUCCUGCUGCCUUCAGAGAAGUCUCACCUGUGACUUCAGAUGUGUGCAGGGCUGACUGCUGUGUGCAGUGAGUGUGCAUGGGGGAACAGGAUACCACUGUACCAAAGUGAUGUCAGCUGUGAGGCUGCACCUGCCUGAGCACAAACCAGGGCUGAACCACGCCAGCCUGGGUGGCUGACAGCUGUCCUGCCUGCCACCAAAACUGCAACAGCUGCUGGACAGACACACAGCUCUGUGGGGCAUGGAGCAGGGUCUGGAGCAUCACUGCUCACGUGGCUGCUCCUGGCUAACACGAGCACUGAGAGUUUGGUGGUGAAACGUGUUGAUCCAAAGCAGGUUGUGUUGGGGCAAGAAAAUCUGUCACGUUUCUCCUUUCCCACACAGAGGUGUUUUCUCACUGUAGAUCCUCUGUAUGAAGAUGAUCACUGAUAGCCUGGGCAGCUCCAGUAGCAUCCCUCAGGGGUCCCUCAGCACACUGCUUUUCUCUCUGUACAGUUUAUUGACCCACAGCUAUUCCAUGUGCACUGACACCAAUGCCCACCUAAGGCCUUGUCCCACACAUCACUCACCUGCAGUAAAAUUAAUCCUGUGAACACAGCAAAAGUCCCAUUGUGGACAUCAUGAGUUUGGUAUCAAAUGAGUUUCUUCUGGCUGAACUGAAACAUGGCCGUGCUCCAGCAGAGCUGGGCUGGUUUGACAAAGCCCACAGGCACCACCUGAGAGUUUGCAAUUUUGGUUCCAUCUGUUUGCCAGCUAGUCCUGCACCUCCCCAGGAGGAGGAGAGCUUGGGCUGCUGUUCAGGGCCUUUCCUCGUGUGGCAUGUGCCUGUGACUGGGCUGCUGGGUGGGCUCAGUGUGUGCAGAACCCCAGUGGCUGUGCAGGAGCUGCUUCCCAAGGGGCUGGGACUGUGCUGGCAGUGGCAGCUGAGCCAGCUGAUGUUCAGACCUCCAUGAGCACUGGGGUUGGGAGUUUUGCAAGGCCAGGGAAUAGCUCUGCCUGCAGGCUGGGGUGAGCUGUGAUCCCCAGUGCAGCCAGAAUCCCAGGAAAUGACAGUGAUUUAUACACCAUCACUCUCCUGUCACUUCAUUCCUAAUGUAGCUCCUGCAGCAAAUCUUGCCUUCAAAGUAACUGUGUGUUCCUUCCAGGUCAGUCCUUUUUUGCCUGGAGGGUUGAAGCCCUCCUGGAUUUUGCUGAGCCUGAGGCAGACUUGGCCAUCAACCUGUGCAACCCAUACAGGCCAUGCUGGGUCACAAGGAGGAACAUUAUCCCUUUUAUUUCUGGAGCUGCAAAUGGCUGGAAAGCAGGUUCAAAGGGAACACUGAUGCCCUCUGUGCUGAAAGGAGGAAGGGAGCUACCAAAGCAAAUCCAGAGCUGGGUUCCUUGUAGGGACCAAGAUAAUAAUUUCUCCUGCUCUUAGCUCCUGAAGCAGAGGGGCCUCAGGGGUGAGAGCUGGGCUUUGAUGAAGACCCUGCAGGACUGGUGCCAGCUCGGUGCUCCUCAGGGGCUGCUCUGCCUCUGCCUGGGCCCGUGUUGCCCUGCCUGGAGCUCAGGGACCUCUGGCACAGGUUUCUACAGGAGGCUGGGGCUGAUGUUGUCCUG